AUGGCAGAAGUCUCUCAAAUAGGAGACGGCCAAGUCCAAGGUGGAAUGCACACUGUCGAAAUGACCAUGACCAUUCCCAUGACAGUGACUACGGCGACAAUGGUCCCCGUCUCAGAGAUUGGGGAUGGACAGAUUCAAAAUCCUGUCCCCACAACCAUACCUGCGGACGCGACAGCGACGACAGGAGCAGCAGAACCCACAGCAACGACAAACCAUGAUGCUCUCCUUCCCCCUCCACCACCGACUCGAAGAUCCGUCAUCGCCACGUCCAAACCCCCAACCGUGCUCGAGCAAGCGUGUGGAAUUGAGACGCGAGGCUCAACACCGUCCACAUUGACAGCCUCGACGGCGGCUGUGUCCGCAUUCGUGGCGUCUUCGCCAAUGCAACCAUCAGACGAAGACACCGGCAACGGAUCUGGAUCAGUAUCACCAACAUCAACAUCUGAAGAAGUCGAAGCAACUCCGAUUCCAAGCCCCUCAAGCACCGUCACAGGAAGCACCCCAAGCAAAUUCGUAUCCUGCCUCACAAAUUCAACUCUCCGCCUCCGCUUGACCGACAACGGCACCCUUCUCGACUCCCACAAUCGGACGGGAUACAUUGCUUCAAACUAUCAGUUUCAAUUCGAUGGGCCGCCACAGGCUGGUGCGAUCUAUACGGCUGGCUGGAGUGUUUGUCCCGGUGCGUCGCCGGGUGGAAAUGGAAAUGGAAACACAGGUGAAGGUGAAGGAGAAGGGGAAGGUGAAGGUGAAGGAGAAGGGGAAGGUGAAGGUGAAAAUGGAAAAAGUGGGCCUGAGGUUCUCGCGUUAGGAGGGAAUACCACGUUCUGGCAGUGUUUGAGUGGGGGGUUUUAUAAUUUGUAUACGGAGGAUUGGGCGGCGCAGUGUAGUCCGGUCGAGUUGAGGGUUGUGGAGUUGGUUGAGUGUUGA
Molecule: messenger RNA, 927 nt
Organism: Exophiala dermatitidis NIH/UT8656
Lineage: Eukaryota; Fungi; Ascomycota; Eurotiomycetes; Chaetothyriales; Herpotrichiellaceae
Exons: 1
Coding region: 1-927 (308 amino acids)
Biological process (GO): fungal-type cell wall organization
Cellular component (GO): fungal-type cell wall
Molecular function (GO): structural constituent of cell wall
Source: RefSeq, a predicted model, not a curated record